ACUUGUAGACGUCGCAUAACUGUGGUCUACAUGGACGUUUGCUCCGCUAGAUGUAUCUUUGAUUGAUGAUGAUAGCACGUUUCCAGACGAUGCUGUUGCUGAUGGCACGUUUCCAGACGAUGCUGAUGAUGAUGACGCUUUUUCAGACGAUAUUGAAGACCACCAGCACAGCUCUGACAGCAGUUGCAUUUCAAGACCAUCUUGUCAAGUCUUUGGGCCUCACAGAUUUUAUAGGACCUCAUCAUGUCCCCCUUGGUCCGGCUGCGAAGGCAAAAAGCAAGAGACCUAUCAAGUCUGUGAUCAGUACUGGGAAGUUUGGGAGAAACCCCCCUACAGUGAAGAACAAGGAGACAAAAGAGAAGGAGUAUGUUCUGGAUCCCAAACCACCACCUCUUACACUCGCCCAAAAGUUUGGUUUGGUUGAUGCCCCUGACCAACCACUGUCUGAAACUCAAUGGCAAGAAGCUAAGAAGAAGUCCAACACUAGAGAUGACUCCAAGAUGCCCUGUGUUAUAUGCAAGGAGGACUUUGGUAUACAGGAGCAGGUGUUGCUAUCAUGUACCCAUGUCUUCCACAGAGCCUGCUUGCAAGCGUUUGAACGGUUCACGGGCAAGAAGACAUGUCCAAUGUGCAGGAAGGAGCAGUACCAGACGAGAGUCAUUCACGAGGGCUCCAGGCAUCACAGACAUAAAUGUGCCACAAUGAUCCAGGCCUGUUGGAGAGGCUACGUGGUCAGAUGUAUGUACAGGAAACUCAGGGAGUCCAACCCACCCAAGGAUCCCAGACUCAGAAAGAAGUUCUUUGAGGAAAAGUUACACAGUAUCACAGAGCGGAUGGUGAAGUCAUGUGACUUUGACGUGCAUAGUUUCCUGCGAGAGAUGGACAGUAGCCUGGCUGCCAGCCGGAAGGUUUUUAGGGACUUUGACACGCGGUUCCAGCCAAUCACAGAGGACCAAUGGGAGGCAAUCCAGCUGCGGGCUGUAGAACGGGAAAACAAAGAAUGUCCUAUUUGCUUGACACCUCUGUACUCCAAGUCCUACAUUGUGAAACAUGGCUGCUCCGCUCAGGAGCACCUAGGGGCACCUCAGAAAGGGAAAACAACAUCUGGUAUUGCAUAUGCCUCGUCUCUAGGGCCCAAACAAGUGCCAGCUCUGUCGAGAGCUUCUGCCAAACUUAGGAGCGGAAAACAAACCAAAAACCUUACCAAAGAUUUGUCAGUAUUACAAAGAGAGAAGCAAGAAGCCAAAGGUCCCGAUUCUGAAGAUAACAGCGCCUUUGAAGGCACUGGUUUUGAGAAUCGUGAGGCCGUUCUUUUGUCAUGUUCGCAUGUUUUUCACAAGACUUGCCUGGAAAUGUUUGAGGAGUUAAGUAUGGAGACGAAAAACUCAUGUCCUAUUUGCAGGUCGAGCUAUCAAAAGAGAAUUCUUUGACUCUAAAUAGUGUUUCAUUGUAUUGUAGUUUCUCUUUUAAGAUUAGAUGGAUAAUCUUGAUGGAUGGAAACAAUGUUAGAGAGCGUGUGAUAUUGAUUGCUUUGUUUUUAGAGACUUCUGUCACAAUGUUUGGAUGGAAACAAUGUUAGAGUGCGUGUGAUAUUGAUUGCUUUGUUUUUAGAGACUUCUCUCACAAUGUUUGGAUGGAAACAAUGUUAGAGUGCGUGUGAUAUUGAUUGCUUUGUUUUUAGAGACUUCUCUCACAAUGUUUGGAUGGAAACAAUGUUAGAGUGCGUGUGAUAUUGAUUGCUUUGUUUUUAGAGACUUCUCUCACAAUGUUUGGAUGGAAACAAUGUUAGAGUGCGUGUGAUAUUGUUUUCUUUGUUUUUAGAGACUUCUCUCACAAUGUUUGGAUGGAAACAAUGUUAGAGUGCGUGUGAUAUUGAUUUCUUUGUUUUUAGAGACUUCUCUCACAAUGUUUGGAUGGAAACAAUGUUAGAGUGCGUGUGAUAUUGAUUGCUUUGUUUUUAGAGACUUCUCUCACAAUGUUUGGAUGGAAACAAUGUUAGAGUGCGUGUGAUAUUGAUUGCUUUGUUUUUAGAGACUUCUCUCACAAUGUUUGGAUGGAAACAAUGUUAGAGUGCGUGUGAUAUUGUUUUCUUUGUUUUUAGAGACUUCUCUCACAAUGUUUGGAUGGAAACAAUGUAAGAGUGCGUGUGAUAUUGAUUUCUUUGUUUUUAGAGACUUCUGUCACAAUGUUUGGAUGGAAACAAUGCUAGAGAGCGUGUGAUAUUGAUUGCUUUGUUUUUAGAGACUUCUCUCACAAUGUUUGGAUGGAAACAAUGUUAGAGUGCGUGUGAUAUUGAUUUCUUUGUUUUUAGAGACUUCUCUCACAAUGUUUGGAUGGAAACAAUGUUAGAGUGCGUGUGAUAUUGAUUUCUUUGUUUUUAGAGACUUCUGUCACAAUGUUUUGUGUUCGUCCUAUUUAUUAAAAAUAUAGAUAUCCAUUACACAAUAAACGCAAACUGUGAUAUUUGAUAUAUUGUUAUCAUAAAGACUGACCAUGUUAUAAAAUAGUAUGUAUUAUUUUAGUUUUUUAUUUAGAGUAUUGUGCCUUGUUUUUGAAUAAAAAUGGUUGAAUUUAA
Dreissena polymorpha is the source of this 2575-nucleotide messenger RNA. Its product is annotated as RING finger protein 32-like. The record is from RefSeq and is a predicted model, not a curated record. Gene Ontology annotation, molecular function: protein binding. NCBI's taxonomy places the organism in Eukaryota, Metazoa, Mollusca, Bivalvia, Myida, Dreissenidae.